CUAAAUCUGUUAAAUGGAUAGAAAUACCAAAACACAUGAGAAAAGGGUUGAAAUGGAGUUCCUUCCUUCAACUGCCAACUUCCCACAUAUUAAUGGCCGUUGCUGAAGCUGGCAGCACAAACCCCAUUCUCCAAAGCAUUAAUGUGGAAGAUUUGGCACCCACACCCACCCCUUUAUCAACAUCAAUGCCCUUCUUCACUCUCCAUUAUCAAACUCUGUUUUCACGUUUCUGAUUUUCCCCAAUUUCUGCUUCAGUACAAUCGCUUUUCCUCUCUCAUUCUCUCUAGUCUCUACACCCACACACUUUCUCUCUCUACAAUUACCAAUGCCGAUCGCCGGCCCCCUGUGAAUCUUUGACUGUGAUCAAUCAAAAUCCUUUGCGGUUGUCGGUUUUGAUUUUCCUUGAAGAUUUUGACUGACAUAUACAAUUCUUCAAACUUUGUAGUAUCCCACACUCAAAAAGGUUCUUCAUUAUCUUGACCCUUUAUUUUAUCGUUCUUCAGAUUUAUAAAAUCUUUUUUGUUGUUGGGUAGAUGAACAAACUUUUGACUGAGUUUACAAAGCAAUUUCCAUAUAAAUUUAAACUUUUUCGAAUUAGGGUUCUUCAUGCUUCACUUUUCAUCCUUAUUAUAGAUGACACACCAAAAAGGUAGCUCUGAUUUAGGUACAAUUCCUACCAGUAAAGUUUGUCUGCUUUUCUUUCAUUAAAGUUUACGUUCUUCACCCAAAACUAUAGUGUAGAUGAUAAAUACACAAGCUACCUAAAAACUCUGCAAUUCGUGAGAAAUUUUCCAUUUUAUCUGGUGCAUUCAUUAAAUUCAGAGGCGAGUGCUAACUCAUUUGAUCUAAAAUUGUAUAUUCGAAUCAAAACCAUCUUGUUUUUUCGGAAGAAAUCAUGGUUGGUAACAUUGAAGUGAUGACUUCUAGUCUAUUCCAAAACGGGUCGAUUUCAAAUCAUAAUAGUUUAGAGGAAAAACUAGAUGAAUUCCGAAGAGUUCUUGGUAAAUCGGAUGGCGAUUUACUCAAAAUAGUCGGAGUUGGGGCAGGUGCAUGGGGAAGUGUUUUUGCAGCUUUACUUCAAGAUACCUACGGAAAGUUUCGUGACAAAGUUCAAAUCCGGAUAUGGAGACGGGCAGGUCGGGCAGUCGAUCGGGAAACAGCAAAACUCUUAUUUGAAGUGAUCAAUUCAAGAGAAGACGUGUUAAGAAGAUUAAUCAGGCGAUGUGCGUAUUUGAAAUAUGUUGAAGCUCGAUUAGGAGAUCGAGUUCUUUAUGCAGAUGAGAUUUUGAAAGAUGGGUUUUGUUUGAAUAUGAUCGAUACGCCACUUAGCCCCAUGAAAGUUGUGACUAAUUUGCAGGAAGCUGUUUGGGAUGCUGAUAUUGUGGUGAAUGGUGUUCCAUCGACUGAAACUCGUGAAGUUUUUGAAGAAAUUAGUAAUUAUUGGAAAGAGAGAAUCAGCCCACCGAUUAUUGUGUCAUUAUCGAAGGGUAUUGAAGCUGCUUUAGAUCCUGUUCCUCACAUAAUUACUCCCACGCAAAUGAUCAGUAGAGCAACGGGGGUGCCCCUAGAGAAUAUUUUAUAUCUUGGUGGCCCGAACAUUGCUUCUGAGAUUUACAACAAGGAGUAUGCAAAUGCUCGAAUUUGUGGGACCGAAAAGUGGAGGGUCCCACUUGCAAAAUUUCUAAGGCAACCACAUUUCAUCGUAUGGGACAAUAGUGACCUUGUCACACAUGAAGUCAUGGGAGGUUUAAAAAACGUCUAUGCAAUUGGAGCCGGAAUGGUGGCGGCCCUAACUAACGAAAGUGCGACAAGCAAAUCCGUGUACUUUGCACAUUGUACAUCGGAGAUGAUUUUUAUUACUCAUUUGUUGACAAAAGAGCCUGAAAAGCUUGCGGGCCCGUUGCUUGCUGACACUUAUGUGACACUUUUAAAAGGACGUAAUGCAUGGUAUGGUCAAAUGAUUGCUAAGGGAGAAUUGAGCCUAGAUAUGGGUGAUAGCAUCAGUGGUAAAGGGAUGAUCCAGGGAGUGUCUGCGGUGGGAGCAUUUUUUGAACUUCUGAGUCAAUCAAGUUUAAGUGUUUUACAUCCUAACGAAAAGAAACCAGUAGCACCAGUCGAGCUAUGCCCAAUAUUGAAAACACUCUAUAAAAUACUCAUAAAGAGGGAACAAGGUCCUCGAGCAAUUCUUCAGGCACUGAGAGAUGAAAACUUGAAUGAUCCUCGUGAAAGAAUCGAGAUCGCUCAGAGUCAUGCGUUCUACAAACCUUCACUUCUUGGCCAGCCGUAACCGCGUAUAAGAUUUUUAUGUAAACGGUUUUUGUAACAACUUAUGGGAAAUUAUUAACAUAUAUAUUAUAUAUACCUUUAAAGCUUUCGAUCA
Lactuca sativa (garden lettuce) is the source of this 2380-nucleotide messenger RNA. RefSeq names its product putative glycerol-3-phosphate dehydrogenase [NAD(+)] 1, cytosolic. Gene Ontology annotation, molecular function: glycerol-3-phosphate dehydrogenase [NAD(P)+] activity; NAD binding. NCBI's taxonomy places the organism in Eukaryota, Viridiplantae, Streptophyta, Magnoliopsida, Asterales, Asteraceae. Gene Ontology annotation, biological process: carbohydrate metabolic process; glycerol-3-phosphate catabolic process. The record is from RefSeq and is a predicted model, not a curated record. Gene Ontology annotation, cellular component: cytosol.